Molecule: messenger RNA, 378 nt
Organism: Peronospora belbahrii
Lineage: Eukaryota; Oomycota; Peronosporomycetes; Peronosporales; Peronosporaceae
Source: the annotation of a GenBank genome assembly
AUGUCGUACUUAUUGCCGCAUCUAGAGAGUGGCUGGGCCGUGGACCAAGCGAUAUUGAACGAAGAGGAUGUCAAGAACUUUGCCGCUAUUUAUGUGGUGGACAUCACGGAGGUACCGGAUUUUAAUACAAUGUAUGAGCUCUACGAUCCAUGCACCGUCAUGUUUUUCUUCCGAAACAAGCACAUUAUGAUUGAUCUUGGCACGGGCAAUAACAAUAAGAUUAAUUGGGCUUUUAACAAUAAAGCAGAGAUGAUUGAUAUCAUUGAGACCGUCUACCGCGGCGCUCGGAAAGGUCGAGGGCUUGUCAUUUCACCGAAAGAUUAUUCGACCAAGUACCGUACUACCGUGGCCACAAGUUUUAAAACUGACCAUUGUUGA